AUGGCAUCUCUACUGGACAACAUAGCCAGACCUUCUGCUGUUGUUCUGCAGCUGUCUGUGGUGCUUGGCGUAAUCUUUGUGCUGCUAAAGGUGGUUCAGUUCUACCGGGAGAGGAGGAAACUCGUCAAAGCUCUGGAGGCAUUCCCUGGUCCCCCGAAACAUUGGCUCUAUGGCCACAAUCACAUGAUAUAUACUGAAAAACGUUUACAUCAGAUAGUGUCAUGGGGAGAAGAAUACCCUUAUGCCUUUCCCAGAUGGUUUGGACCAGUCCUGCCUUCUCUAGAAAUACACCAUCCUGAAUAUGCUAAAAGCAUACUUGGCCGUACAGAUCCCAAGGCCAAGGUACCCUAUGAACUCGUAGUUCCCUGGAUUGGGAAGGGGCUGUUGACCUCGGAUGGAGCCAAAUGGUUCCAGCAUCGGAAGAUGCUCACCCCAGCCUUUCACUAUGAUGUGCUGAAACCUUAUGUGACGCUGAUGUCAGACUCAGUCAAAGUGAUGCUGGAUAAAUGGGACAAGAAGAGCAUAGAGAGGAAGUCAGUGGAACUCUUUCAGGACAUCAGCUUGAUGACACUAGACAGCCUCAUGAAAUGUGCCUUUAGUUUUGAUUCCAACUGUCAGACUCAGAGCGAAACACACUAUUAUAUUAAAGCUAUUUAUGACCUGACCUACCUCCUGACCGAUAGAGUGCAGAACUUUUCCUUCAAGGAUGUCUUCUACAACUUUACUCGCAAAGGCCGUGAGUUCCAGAAAGCCUGCAAGCUGUCCCAUACCCACACAGAUCAGGUAAUAAAAGACAGAAAGUUGUUGCUGUCCAAUGAGAAGGAACUUGACAAGAUCCAGAAGAAGAGGCACCUGGAUUUUCUCGACAUUCUUCUUUGUAGCAAGGAUGCAAAUGGAGUUGGACUAUCUGAUGAGGACCUGCGUGCUGAAGUGGACACAUUCAUGUUUGAGGGUCAUGAUACCACAGCCAGUGGGAUCUCCUGGCUCUUCUACUGCAUGUCAUUACAUCCACAUUACCAGCAACGGUGCAGGGAGGAGAUCCAGGGGAUCUUGGGAGACCGAGAUACCGUUGAGUGGGAGGACCUUGGGAAGAUGACCUACACCACAAUGUGCAUCAAAGAGAGCUUGCGCCUGUUCCCGCCAGUUCCUGCUGUGUCCCGACAGCUCUCUAAACCCAUCACAUUUCCUGAUGGACGCAGCUUGCCAGCAGGCUGCAAGAUUGGACUGAACAUAUUUGGUAUUCACAGGAACCGGGAUGUGUGGGAGGACCCCGAGAUAUAUGAUCCCUCGAGGUUUUCUCCAGAGAACACAGCACAGAGGCACUCCCAUGCUUUCCUGCCUUUCUCUGCUGGAUCCAGGAACUGCAUUGGGCAGCAGUUCGCCAUGAACGAGAUAAAAGUGGCGCUGGCCCUGACCUUGCUCCGCUUUGAGCUCUGCCCAGACCCAUCUAGGCUUCCCAUAAUGAUACCACAGGUCACACUCCGGUCCAGCAAUGGGAUCCACCUGCAUUUGAAGAAGAUUCGCUGA
Molecule: messenger RNA, 1527 nt
Organism: Acanthisitta chloris (rifleman)
Lineage: Eukaryota; Metazoa; Chordata; Aves; Passeriformes; Acanthisittidae
Product: cytochrome P450 4B1-like
Exons: 12
Coding region: 1-1527 (508 amino acids)
Molecular function (GO): monooxygenase activity; iron ion binding; oxidoreductase activity, acting on paired donors, with incorporation or reduction of molecular oxygen
Source: RefSeq, a predicted model, not a curated record